AUGUUGACUUAAUUGAUACUAAUACUUGUGAUUUAAUCAAAUAAGGUUGCUAGUUCUUCAGAUGAAUAUGAAAGUAAACUUAUAGAUUUGACAAAAUAAUACGAAAACUAUCCAAUCGACUUAAGUUUUACAAAUACUUUUGCUUUUUGGAGUUUUUGUAUUCCUGCUUAAUAAAUGGGAAAAUUUAUUGAAGGGAAUAAAUAAUAACUAUUUUACAUAACUGAUAUUAAGAAGACAAUAAUUGUAAUGUUUGUUUCAUUUAAUAUGAAUUAAUUAAAAGUAGAGCAUGAGGUAUGGUUAGCAGGUAGUGUAAUAAGUAAUUAAGAAUUUGAUCCACUUUAAUAUGAGGGUAUUUGGAUACUAACAAUGAUUACAAUAACAAAAAAAGAAAUUACAAUUUAAACUUUAAAUGCUAAUGGUAUCACCAAGAAAUAUACAUUAGAAGAAGAAUUAUCUGAUUCAAGUUUAUCACUUGGAGGCGCAGGAUUAUAAGUUUAAUUUAAAUUAAUAUUUAGGUUACAAAAGAAUUACAGCUUGGGGUAUUUAAGGGUCGGAUAUCUAAACUAAUGUAAUUUUAUGAUUCUGAAACAUAUGAGAAUAUAAAAAAUACUUAAACGAUUCCUGCAAAAGUAUUUGGUGAAUAAAAAAAAUCCUUAAUUGAUGGAUUAAAAAUAUUUCAAGGAGAUUCAUUGAAAUUUGAAAUGGAUUAGAUUGGUGAUAAUUUUUGUAUAUCUGCAUGGGUGAAAUAUGAUGCUUCAGAAGCAAAUAACUACAUCAAUUAUUUAUUGUUUAGAUUAACUGCUUAUAGAAGUUAUGCAGAUGAAAUUAAAAUUGGAGAUGAAUUAGUAAAAAUAGUUGUGGAACUUGAUCUUUAAUAGCCUUUCAAUUUUGGUUAUUAAGUAGCAUCUUUUCAUUAUGCUAUUCCUAUUGAAUAAGUAAUUCUAAAUCGAGAAAGCUAAAAAAUUUAUAUUAAUAAUCAAGAAGUAUACCCUAAAAUUUUAGUAAAUUGGCAUUUCAUAGCAUUUGAACAUGCUCGAAAUAAAAAUCCAGCAUCAAGAUUUAUAAUUAGUUAUUUUUUAGAUUAAGUAGAAACACGUUUGGAAUAUACAUUAGGAAACUCUCGAUAUAGAAAUUUAUUUAUAAACACUAAAUAUUAUUUACUUAUAGGAUAAGAUAAUGUUAGAUAUUUUUAAAAACUUAGAGGAUCAAUAUAUGAUCUAUAAAUGGCGUAUAAUUUUGAUUAUUCCAAAGAAAUUAAUUUUGGUAUUAGUAGAUAAUAUUUAUGAGUAUGCCAUUAUAGUUGCCAAGAAUGUUAGGGUCCUACAUAAAAUGAUUGUAUUAAAUGUUUCAAAGAUACAAACAGAAUAUAUUUAAAUGAUUAAAAUUAAUGUUCUUGUAUAAAUGGAUAUUUAGAAAUUGAUAAAGUAUGUAAAUCAAUCACAGAAUUUUAAUAUGCUUUAACUUUAAAGGAAAUAGAUUUUGAUUAGAAUUUAUUAAGAUGUGAUUUUGGAUACUUUGCUUUACCUGAGUAAUCAAGAUGCAUUAAAUGGUAUCUUUAAUAUUUUUAUUUUUUAAAGUCCAAAUGAAUUCACCAAAAAUUUUGAUCUUAAUUGUGCAGAAUGUUUAUUAAAUCCUACAAGUUGGUAUAAUAAAUUAACUUGUUAAAAGGAUUUAAUAAUUUAAGCAAAAUCAAUAUAUGAAUAUACUUAUGGCAUUUAUUAAAGGUCUCCAGAGAAUUACGAAUUAUAUUUAAUUGAUGAUGACUAUAAUUUAUAAUUAGUACGAAAUGCAGAAACAUAUUGUCAACCCUAAGAAUAGAAUAACUGUAAAGAAAUAAAGACAUUUUAUCUUUUAUCUAAAAAAAUCUAUGUGAAUUGCAAAUAGAAUUAUUUUAUGAAUACAUUAACUUUUAGUUGUGAAAUAUUACCAAAAGGUUGUUUAAUUAUGGAUAUCCAAAAUGGUUGCUAAAAAUGUAUUUCCGGAUAUUAAUUGUAAGAAUUUGCUAAUUAACCUCAUUGCAUUUAUGUGUGUAAAGAAUUCUGCAUAGAAUGUAAUACAGAAAAAUGUUUAACCUGCAUUUCAGGAUAUACACCAGAUAACAAUUAUUGUAUAUAAUGUGGUAAAAAUUGUGAAAUCUGUUAAUUCUAGCAUAAAGAAGGAUUACUUCGAUGCUUAAAAUGUGUAGAUCAUAAAAAAUAUUACUUAUCAAUUAAUUAAGUAGAUUGCCUUGAAAAUUAAAUAUCAAAUUGCAUUUACGCAUUUGAGGCAACAAAAGAUUUUAUGAAUAAUUCUUUUGAAUUUAAUGGACUUCCAGACACGGUAUCUGAUUCAAUUUCUGGAUGUGCUAGAUGUAUGAAUGGUUUUUAAUAUGACUAAGAAACUAAUGAAUGCAUUGUAUUAAAUGAUAAUUCAUGUACUCAUGGUUAUAAAAGUUCUAAAUUAAAAAUAUGUUUUAUUGGAUAGUAAAAUGUAGAUUAUUAUACAAUCUCCUUUAAAAUGGACUGCUAAUAUAAAGUGUCUAAUUGUUAAUUAUGUUUACUACGCUAGAAUAUGGCUGAUCCAACAUUUACAUGUCUAACUUGUUAAGUAGGAUACUAUUCUGAAAGAUAAUCUGGUUACUGUAUAGGUUGCCCUUAAGAACUUAACUGUUCUAGUUGCUAUUAAUAAUAAAGGUUAGAAAAGGACUAUUGGAAAAAUGAAAUUUAACCUUUCUAUAGAGCUUUGAUAGAUGAUUAUAAAUAAUCACAUUCUUUUAUCUACUAUGGAACAUCUUAAGAUCCUAAUGAUUAUGAAAUUCUAUGUCAUGAUUGUUUGACAGGAUUUGAACUUUUAAACGAUAUUUGUGUUAAAGGUUGCCCAAAAUCAUGUUUAGAAUGUAAAAUUAUAAAUAAUUAAUACGUUUGCGUCAAUUGUCCAUCAAAUGAUAAAGAAUAAAAUUAUAGUAUUCAUGAAAAUGAAUGUAUACUUUGUCCUUCAAAUUGUGAAUUAUGUCGUAAAAGAGAAUAGUAAGAAAUUAAAUCAAUUAAUCCUCUUUUUGAUAAUUAGGAUUUCUGGAAUUUUUCAAAUUAAUGCAUUGGAUUCUAUGAAUGUUUCGGUAUGAAUUAAUUCACCUACAGUGAUUGCAAGAAAGACGCAAAAUUAAAACUAAUUGAAAUCACUUUAGAAUUAGAAUGCUACGGAGAUAAUCAUAUUUUAAUAUCAGAUGAAAUUAAUUAGGUAAAUAUAUUCUAAUUUAUUUCAGUUUAAAAGUAAUGAAUUUUAUAAAUUGUCAAAUUAAUUCUAAAUUUAAACCUUUAUCAUUAAAAUUAUAAGUAUUACAUAAUAGACUUGCAAUUUCAACCAAAUCGUCACUUAGAGUUAUAGUUAAAACAUUUUUACUGCUAUGUAAUUAUUAUUUAAUUAUUGUAGUGAUAUUUAAUUGGAAAUUUAUGGAAACAAUAUUACCAUUUUUAAGUACGAAAAAUUAUUGCAGUUUAUAAACUUUUCUAAAAUUAAAAUAGUAGAUGUAAUCUUUGAUAUAAUCGGAUUGAAUAAAAAACCAAUAUUAUUUGAAUCCGCCUUUGAAUAAACAAUUGAACUAAAUAAUAUUAAAAUCUUCAGAGCCUAUGAUACAUAAUAAUAGACAAUUAUAAUUAAUAAUGCUUCAAGAAUAUUUAUUAAUAACCUAAAAUUUAAUCAGAUAAAUUUAAAUAGAGACCCUGGUUUUAUUAUAUCAUUCGGAGAAACUGUUUCAGAUUAGUUAAUUAUCAUUUCUAAUUUUUUGAUAGAUUAUACCAGUAUAGCAAAAUAAAUCUUAUUUGAUUUUCACUUCAAAGAAACUGAUUAGGUAGAAAUUUCUAAUUUAGAAAUAUUUAAUUGCGUUUUAUAUUAAACUUCAAUUUUAAAUCUUAAAUAGGGUAAAUUAAUUCUAAGUGAUAGCAAAUUUAAUAAUAAUUAUUUAUUUGAUAUUAAAAAUUUGAUAGCAAUAGAAGGAUCUGCUAAUUUUUAUGCUAAAUAACUUAUUUUUGCAUCUAAUUAGAUUUUUAACUCAUCACUUAUAGCCCUUUCUAAAUUUUGUUCUUUUUCUCAAAUUUAAUUUGAAUCCAAUAAGCUGACUAAUUUUUCAACAUUAAUUAAUAAUUCUUAAACUAGUAUUCAAUAAAUAAAGCUGGAACAAAUAAGAAUGCAAUUAAAUGAAUAUGAUGAUAAUUCAAAAUUUAUAGACAUAAAAGGUGAUGAUAAGUAUUAGAAUUAGUAAUUAUUGAUGACUGAAAUAGAAUUAAUUGGAAGCAAAUUCAUAUAUGAUGAUAUAAAAAAAAUGAUAGAUUAAUCGCUAAUCUAAUUAUAAAUAGAAAAUGUAUCUAUUAAUAAAUUAAAUAUUGAAAGAGUUUAUGGACAUAGUGAAAUUAAUUUUUUUGGAGUCAAAAAUUUGACAUUAAAUUCUAUAACAAUUAAGCACUACUACUAUGAGCAUGAAUAUGAAUAAUUAAUAUUAGCAAAUGACUGUCUUUUUUUACUUGAUUAAGACUUUCAUUAUUGUACUUCAAUUUAUCUCUAUGAUGUAUCAAAUAUUAUAAUAAGUAACUUAAAUAUAUCAUCAGCUCACUCGCUUAAUUGUCCUAUAAUUUAUAUUGAUUCCUCUUAGACUGUCAAGGAAAAAACUUAAAUUUUGAAAUUAAAUGAGCUCUAUUUUAAGAGAAACUACUUGCUAGUUUUAAAUAAUUAAAAAUAAACAGGAUUAAUAUAAUUUAUAUCAUAGUUAUAUUAUGAAAUUAUAAUAACUGAUUCAUUCUUUGAAAGAAAUCUAUUACAUUAAAAUUAGGAAAAUUUACUUUAGUAUCAAGGUUUGAUCUUAAAUUUUGAUUGCCCAUUAUGUACAAUUUAUUCUAAAGGAUUAAGAUUUUAAAAUAAUCUAGUUACAAACGCUUCAACAAAUAUUAUUUAAUUACGAGCUAAUAAAAUUUAGAUUGAAAAUUCAACUUUUGAAUCUAAUUGCAUUUUCGAUUAUAACCAUUUGUAUCCUUAUAUUAAAUUCAAUUUUGAACCAUAUGAAAAAAUUUCAUUAGAAAUUCUAGCAGAGAUUCUCUAAAUUAAAGUUUCAACUGCAAAUGCAAUUUUAUUUGCUCAACAAAUUAUUAUUAACUAAAUUCUCAUUAAUAAUUCUACUAGUACAGGAUUAUAAAUUAAAAUUGAAAAUGAGGCAAAUAUACUUAUAGAAAAUUCUUCUUUCUUCAACAUCAACUCUGGUUUUAAUAAAGAGGAAAAAGCAAAUGGAGGAGCUUUAUUUAUAGAUUCAUCCUAGGCUACUUCAGUAACUAUCAAUAUCAAGAAUGUAUAUGCAAAAAAUAUAAAUAACAGAAAUUCAGGUGGAUUUAUUUAUUUUUUAAGUGGAAAAGGUACCACAAUCUUAAAUUUAAAUGAAAUCUAUGUUGAAAAUGUUUACUCUUUAGAAGGAUCUCUAUUUUAUGGGUAUUCUGCUACUCUAAAUGCAAUAGAAACAUAAUUUAAACUUACAAACUUAAAACUCAAGAAUUCCUUAUAAGGAUAAUUGUAAUUUUUAAAUUAAUUUAAAUUCAACUCAAGUUCUUAAUCAGUUCUGUAAUAACUUAAUUCAAGAACAAUUAUUUAGAUUUCUAAUUUUUAAAAUAUUGAUUUAAUAAAUUUGCAAUUUUCAAAUGUAUUCUAUGAAUCAAUAUUAAAUUUGCAAGCCGCAAAAACUCUAAUUAUUAGAGAAGUUGAAAUCCUUCAAUCUAAAUUUUUAAACUUUGCAUUAUCAUUAGAUUAAUUCAUUGAUAAUUCAUCAUUGUUUUUAAAUUAACUAAAAUUAUUGAAUAUUACUGUUGAUAAUACUAUUGAAGCUCCUUCUAAAUGUUCGAUAAACAAAACAAAAAAUAUAAAAGUACCUAAAUUUUAAUGUAAAAUAUUGUUUGCAUCUCCUUAGAAGAUUGAAUCAGAAAUUGAUAAAAAUUCAUUAGAAUAAGCAUAUUGUGUCAUAAAUGCUUUAAAUCAAAUAUUAUAUACAACUAAUGUUAGUUUAAUCUAUAUAAAACCUUAAUAAACAAUCCUUCGAUUCUCGAAAAUGAGCUUUUAAAAUAUUAAUUGUUUUUCCUGUUAAAAAGGAUUAAUAGAGAUUUAAACAGAUGAAGAUAAUAUUAAUGCAGUGAUUGAGCAUUUAUUAAUUAUGAAAAGUGUUUGUUGGUAUGGUAGUUGUAUGACACUUGUUAAUGAAAGAAACUAAUCCUAAAAUUCUAGGGUUCUUUAGAAUAUAAAAUCAGAUCUUGAAAAAAAAUAAUAUGAUUUUCGAAUAACAGAUUAUGUUUGUAUGUCUAAUAAAGGUUAUGAGGGUACAUGUUUGAGAGUGGUUAAUUUAAGAAUUUUGAUCACAUAAUCUAUUUUUAAAAAUAAUUUUGCAAAUAUUACUGGUGGUUCUAUCUCGAUUAAAGGGAAUCAACAAUUUGUUAUAAUAGAGUCUAUAAUUUCAAAUAAUGCUGCUUAAUAUGGAGGAGGGGUAUCAAUUAAUGAUCAAUAUACUAAUCAAUUCUAUAAAUCUUAAACUGUUAUUACUUAAAACUUAGCUUAGAAAUUUGGAAAUGAUACUGCUUAAUUACCAUCUCAAUUAUCCAUCUCUGUUGAUACAUAAUAAGUUCUCCCAAAAAUUAAGAUUAUUGAGAAUUAGAAUUUAAUUAUAGAGUAGAUUUAAAUCAAACCUUAUGAGAUAUUUAAAAAUUAAUUUUCAGAUUCUCUUUUCUUACCAAAUGGCUAACCAUUAUCAUCUUAUAAAUAUUUCAAUAUAAUUGAGAGAAAAUAAUUUAAAUAUAAUAUCAAUUUCAGAAUUAAGGCUCUUGAUUAGUUUAAUAUUAUUUAAUAGAAUUUAGAAAAUAGUACUUGUGAUGUUGUAGGUAGAAUACUUAAUGAAGAAAUUGAAAAUAAUUUUACAAAAAACUUUACUAAUAUGCCUAAAGUUAAUUUUAGUUAAUCAGAUUAUAAUUUAGAUGAUAUAAUCAUAUAAUUGGAUGAUCAAUUAAAUUUGACUUUACAACUCUAAUUUAAUUGUUCUUCUAUAUAUGUUCCAAUCUAUAAUGAAAAAAAAGAAAUAAUUAAUUAUCAUAAUAAUUACUAUCUUCGAAUUAACGUAAAAGCUUUUCCUUGUUAAAUUGGAGAAAUAAAAAAUUUAACUUCAAAUAUAUGUGUACCUUGUAAUUCUACUGAAGGGUGGUAUUCCCUUAAUAUAAAUUCGAAUUAAUGUUCAUUAAAGGAUGAUCAAACCGUAUUGACAGUAACAUCAACUUCAUUAAAUUUAAAACCUGGAUAUUGGAGGCCGUAUUUUGAUAAUGAUAAAAUUAGUGAAUGUAUCAAUCUAUUAUAAAAUUGUAAUGGUGGUUGGUAUGAAGGAGAUACUUCUUGCACUUUAGGUCAUAUAGGAGCACUAUGUGAAGAAUGUGAUUUAUAUGAUUCCAGAGGGGAAGGACAUUAUUCUACUAGUAAUAAAUACUCUUGUGGACCUUGUGCUGAUUAACAAUUAAAUUCAAUAUUAAUAUCAGCUAUUAGUUUAUGGUAAAAAUAUUAUAUUAUCUAUAGGGCAUUAAUUUCUGUUUUGAUCUCAGUCAAAGGAACUGUUGCUCUUAUUGAAGAUAUGGCAUAAAAAAUGUACUUUUUAAAAUUUAAACUAUUUAUGACAAUGUAAGAUUCUUAAUCUGGAAUUCUGAUUAAGAUGUUAACAAGUCAUUUAUAAGUUCUAUCUACUAUAACAAGCUUCAAAUUUAAAUUACCAUAAACUUUAAAUAGCACUAUAAAUUCUACAGCAAAUCCAAUUCAAGCAGCAUUAUAUUCACUUGA
This is a messenger RNA of Paramecium sonneborni, 7815 nucleotides long. Lineage: Eukaryota; Ciliophora; Oligohymenophorea; Peniculida; Parameciidae. The record is from the annotation of a GenBank genome assembly.